CUGAUUUAAAAUUUGCAAGCAUCUCAUUUAUUAAGAUCUCUUUAAAUAAUAAAAGUAAAAAAAAGUUGAUUGAGUGGAUUUUUUUAGAAGAAAUAAAAAAACAAAAGUCAUAUGAAUUUUAUAUAUUAAUGUAUUAUAUUGCGGAAAUCUAACUGAAGACGAAUUAUGGAAAUACCACCGCCUUUGGUCUUAAAACGACCUCUAUUCGUUCCAAUUAAAACUUUAAUGGGUCCGGGACCUUCUAAUUGUUCACAACGAGUUUUGUCAGCACUCAGCAAUCCGGUGAUCGGUCAUUUACAUUCAGAGUGUUUGCAGAUAAUGAACGAAAUCAAAGAAGGAAUAAAAUAUAUAUUUCAAACCUCAAACGAUGCUACAAUGUGUAUAAGCGGCUCUGGUCAUAGCGGCUUGGAAUCGGCGCUAUGUAAUUUAAUUGAAGAUGGUGAUGUAGUUUUAGUGGCAUGUAUUGGGUUGUGGGGACACCGUGCAGCUGAUAUAGCAAAACGUUACGGCGGAGAUGUACGUUUAGUGGAGACGACGCUUGGGCAUUCGUUAACUAUAAAUGAAAUUGAAAUUGCAUUUAAAUAUAAUCAACCAAAAAUUUUCUUUACGGUUCAAGGUGAUUCCUCUACAGGAGUUUUACAAUCGAAUCUCAAAGAUAUCGGGAAAAUUUGUCGUCGAUAUAAUUGUCUUUUUAUUGUUGAUACGAUUGCUUCGCUGGGCGGCACCGAUUUUUUCAUGGAUGAAUGGUUUGUUGAUGUAGCUUUUACUGGUUCUCAAAAGACAUUAGGUGCUCCGCCUGGCCUAACACCGAUUUCGCUAAAUGUGCGUGCUAUUGACUGCAUAAACGCUCGUAAGACAAAAGUAAAAGUUUAUUAUUUUGAUAUCCUGCUUAUUGGGCAAUAUUGGAAUUGUUUUAAUAUGCCUAUUAUUUACCAUCACACAAUAUCUGCUACACUGCUAUAUGGCCUUAGAGAAGCUUUGGCACAAGUUUGUGCUGAAGGCUUAAAAGCAUUUAUCCAUAGACAUCAGCAAUGCUCUUAUCGAUUGCAAAAAGGUCUCAAAGAUUUGGGCUUAGAAAUGUUCGUAAAAAAUGCCAGUGAAAGACUGCCAACUAUAACCACCAUAAAAGUGCCUUUUGGUAUAGAUUGGCGUAAAGUUAUCGAAUAUAUUAUGAGAAAGUACAGCAUGGAAAUUAGUGGUGGAUUAGGGCCUACUGUUGGCAAUGUUUUCCGCAUCGGUUUAAUGGGCGAAAAUGCCACUUUAGAAAGAGCCGAUCUAAUAUUAAACAUACUUCGCGAAGCUAUAGAGAGUUCCAAAUUGGACAAUAAUGAAAAAUCCAAAAUUUAAAAUUUAUAUCACUUUUAAACUAUUUGUAU
Glossina fuscipes is the source of this 1376-nucleotide messenger RNA. RefSeq names its product serine--pyruvate aminotransferase, mitochondrial (gene Agxt). Gene Ontology annotation, cellular component: peroxisome. The record is from RefSeq and is a predicted model, not a curated record. The coding region runs from base 166 to 1347 and encodes 393 amino acids. Lineage: Eukaryota; Metazoa; Arthropoda; Insecta; Diptera; Glossinidae. Gene Ontology annotation, molecular function: L-serine:pyruvate transaminase activity; L-alanine:glyoxylate transaminase activity. The transcript is spliced from 3 exons.